CGGUCGACCAAGCGAACCGAAAGGGCGAAAUAAGCCGGCGGUUUAUCAAGAUCCCCACCCCGCCACCCAGAUUUCUUCCACUCUGUUCUCUCAGAAGUUUCUCUUCUCCGAUUCACCUAGGGCGAAAGUUGCCCAAAUGGCCUGCUUGUUCAAAUCUAUUCCAUCGGGCAUGACCAUAUAUGCCUUAAGUUCAGCAUCAAAUAUACUAUUGAAGAAGUCCAGGAUUCCCGCUCGAAGAUACUCGCCAAAUUCCUUCAGAAUUCGUGCAGCACAGGGCGAUGAAAGCCCUCGAAGGUUGAUCGAUAUCAUCCGUAUUGUCCCUGAGAUCUCGAGAAACUACUUCAGAAGCCGUUCUCGGCGGGCAUUGUUCGGCGGAAUCUCUUUGUUAGGUGGGUUCUAUGUUGCACAAACUAUUUCUCUGUCUUUUGGUGCUCUUGGUGUUAAUGAUGUGAUAGCUGCAGUUGUAUGUGUUCUUCUAACUGAGUAUGUGACCAGAUUUUACUAUAGUAGAUCCCAGGUCACUUUUUCUCUUGCAUUACUCAACAAUUUUAAGAUGGGUUUCACUUAUGGUUUGUUCAUUGAUGCUUUCAAGCUUGCUAGCUGAGAUCAGAUUGCUUAAUCUGGACAGUUAUUGCCUUAUUUUAUAAGCUCUUAAUGUACAGAAACUCCUCAAUAUAGCUUAAUAUUUAAUUUUAUGUCAAUGCAU
This is a messenger RNA of Phalaenopsis equestris, 706 nucleotides long. RefSeq lists its product as uncharacterized. Bases 137 to 604 code for a protein of 155 amino acids. The transcript is spliced from 2 exons. The record is from RefSeq and is a predicted model, not a curated record. NCBI's taxonomy places the organism in Eukaryota, Viridiplantae, Streptophyta, Magnoliopsida, Asparagales, Orchidaceae.